GGGAAGCCCUCUCUGCCUGAGAUCUCUGGAGGCUGUGACCCCAGGACUGGGGGACUGACAACUUCCUCCACCUCAGCUGGCAGAAGAGGCUGCGAAGCUGGAGGACCCUGAACUCAUCACCCAGGGGCCCCAGGACCGCCCCGGUGGCCAGAAGCGCUCAUCUCGGGAACCACAGUGAAGUUCCCAGUUGUCUAGACCACCAGCCAUCGACUCUUCCAUCCACCUGCCUCUGCUGCUGCGUGAAGUCCAACCCGCAGGGGACAUGCCCGCGGUGCUCUCGGCGCCUCGAGCCUCUCGGGUGAGCACGCUGAAGCGCAGCGCUGUGGUACUGGCCCUAACGGCCUAUGGGGUCCACAAGAUCUACCCGCUGCUGCGCCAGUGCCUGGCUCCGGCCAGGAGCCCACAGGAGCCACCAAGGGCAGGAGCAUCCGCGCAGGGGACCUCCAGGGCCCCUGCGGCCUUGGCCUCCGAGGCCAAAGCCGGGGUGAACCGGGUGUUUGUGCGGCGCCUUCUGUGGCUCCUGCGGCUGCUCUUCCCUCGGCUCCUGUGCCGGGAGACGGGGCUGCUGGCCCUGCACUCGGCCACCCUGGUGAGCCGGACUUUUCUGUCGGUGUAUGUGGCCCGCCUGGAUGGACGGCUGGCGCGCAGCAUCGUGCGCAAGGACCCGAGGGCCUUCGGCUGGCAGCUCAUGCAGUGGCUCCUCAUCGCGCUGCCGGCCACCUUCAUCAACAGUGCCAUUCGCUACCUGGAGGGCCAGCUGGCCCUGGCUUUCCGCAGCCGCCUCGUGGCCCACGCCUACAGCCUCUACUUCGCCCAGCAGACCUACUACCGAGUCAGCAACAUGGACGGGCGCCUGCGCAACCCGGACCAGUCGCUGACGGAGGACUUGGUGGCCUUCGCGGCCUCGGUGGCGCACCUCUACUCCAACCUGACCAAGCCGCUGCUCGACGUAGCCGUGACCGCAUACACCUUGGUCCGGGCAGCCCGCUCCCGCGGGGCGGGAACGGCCUGGCCGUCGGCGAUCGCUGGCCUCGUGGUGUUCCUGACCGCCAACGUGCUGCGAGCCUUCUCGCCCAAGUUUGGGGAGCUGGUGGCCGAGGAGGCACGGAGGAAGGGGGAGCUGCGCUACAUGCACUCGCGCGUGGUGGCCAACUCGGAGGAGAUCGCCUUCUAUGGGGGUCAUGAGGUUGAGCUGGCCUUGCUCCGACAGUCCUACCAGGACCUGGCUUCACAGAUCAACCUCAUCCUGCUGGGCCGCCUGUGGUACGUCAUGCUGGAGCAGUUCCUCAUGAAGUAUGUGUGGAGCGCCUCGGGCCUGCUCAUGGUGGCCGUCCCCAUCAUCACCGCCACUGGCUACUCGGAGUCAGACUCCGAGGCCGUGAGGAAGGCAGCCCUGGCGAUGAAGGAGGAGGAGCUGGUGGGCGAGCGCACCGAGGCCUUCACCAUUGCCCGCAACCUCCUCACGGCCGCGGCUGACGCCAUUGAGCGCAUCAUCUCCUCCUACAAGGAGGUGACGGAGCUGGCCGGCUACACAGCCCGCGUGCAUGAGAUGUUCCAGGUUUUCGACGACGUCCAGCGCUGCCAUUUCAAGAGGCCCGGGGACCCAGAGGACGUGCCGGUGGGGCCCAGGACCACGGUGAGGUCUGGCGUCCGUGUGGAGGGGCCUCUGCAGAUCCGAGGCCAAGUGGUGGAUGUGGAGCAGGGGAUUGUCUGCGAGAACAUCCCCAUCAUCACGCCUACAGGAGAGGUGGUUGUGGCCAGUCUCAACAUCCGGGUGGAGGAGGGCAUGCACCUGCUCAUCACGGGCCCCAACGGCUGUGGCAAGAGCUCGCUGUUCCGGAUCCUGGGUGGGCUGUGGCCCACGUACGGCGGCGCGCUCUACAAACCCCCGCCACGGCACAUGUUCUACAUUCCGCAGAGGCCCUACAUGUCGGUGGGCUCCCUACGUGACCAGGUGAUCUACCCCGACUCGGAGGAGGCCAUGCGGAGGAAGGGCUGCUCGGAGCAGCAGCUGGAGGCCAUCCUGGACAUUGUGCACCUGCGUCACAUCCUGCAGCGGGAGGGAGGUUGGAACGCCGUGUGUGACUGGAAGGACGUCCUCUCGGGGGGCGAGAAGCAGCGGAUUGGCAUGGCCCGCAUGUUCUACCACAAGCCCAAGUAUGCCCUCCUGGAUGAGUGUACCAGCGCCGUGAGCAUUGACGUGGAAGGGAAGAUCUUCCAGGCAGCCAAGGACGCGGGCAUCGCCCUGCUCUCCAUCACGCACCGGCCCUCUCUGUGGAAGUACCACACGCACCUGCUGCAGUUCGACGGGGAGGGCGGCUGGAAGUUCGAGAAACUGGACUCGGCGGCCCGCCUGAGCCUGACGGAGGAGAAGCAGCGGCUUGAGCAGCAGCUGGCCGGCAUUCCCGCCAUGCAGCAGCGCCUGCAAGAGCUGUGCCAGAUUCUGGGCCAAGAGGCGGCAGGUGAGCCGGAGAGCACCACCUGACCGCCUCUCUCCUUGCCCAGCGCCCCAGCCCUCGGAUCACAUGAAGGAAAGUGCAGCCCCCGGUCCCCACACCGUGCCUCUCCCUCCGCCCAGGUCGGCCACAAAGCAGGUGGGGUCCCGGUCCCGCCCCUACCUCAGGCAAGGAAACGAUGGAGGGGCCGCGCCCUGCCUGCCUCUUUCCUGCACCCCAGUGGAGUCUUUUCCGUGUGAAAGACUCAGUGGCCCCUUGCUGGUCCCCAGUUCCCAUCCCGUGCGAUGUCCCUCAUGCCACAGAAGCUGCCAAAGCGGCGCCCCGGGCACAGCCGUCCCCGUCCCGCCCUCGCGCCGCCGGGCGCCUGGAGCGCUGAGCCACAUUUGCACAGCAUUUCCCAGCAAGCCCCGUGAAGAACGUGCCCCCUGCCUCCUGCCACAGCUAAUUUAUUGCCUUCCCGUCUGGAAGCAUCGACGUCGCCAACCUGAGCUCCGUGCCAGCGGGGGAGGCAGCCAUCACCCCACCAGCCUACACUGCCAGCCCGAGCAAGCGGGGGUGGAUGCAGGGAGGGAGGGUACCCACGUUCCAGCUCAGUGCCAAAGAGGGGUCAGUCAGCUGGGGCGCUGGGACUGCCAAGCUGGCCUCUGGUCCCAGAGGAGGCCCCGCCGCUGCCGUCGUCGCCGCCGCCGCCGUGCCUUUCCGGGCCCUCAGCCCUUGGGCCUGGAGCCGCCUUUGGUCCUUUUCAGUAAAACCUCUG
This is a messenger RNA of Sorex fumeus (smoky shrew), 3213 nucleotides long. RefSeq names its product ATP binding cassette subfamily D member 1 (gene ABCD1). Gene Ontology annotation, cellular component: peroxisomal membrane. Gene Ontology annotation, molecular function: ATP hydrolysis activity; long-chain fatty acid transmembrane transporter activity; ATP binding. The transcript has 10 exons. The record is from RefSeq and is a predicted model, not a curated record. Gene Ontology annotation, biological process: very long-chain fatty acid catabolic process; long-chain fatty acid import into peroxisome; peroxisome organization. The coding region runs from base 263 to 2485 and encodes 740 amino acids. Lineage: Eukaryota; Metazoa; Chordata; Mammalia; Eulipotyphla; Soricidae.